AUGGAGGCGCGUUGUACUCCAGCUCAUGUUAGGCAAGUUCGAGGCUGUGGUGGUACUCUAGGAAUCUACCGGAAUGAAUUUGUCAAUGUCCAAAGUCUGUACCUGGCACGCAAGUACAAACAGUGUAUCACUCUCUGUGAGGAUCUCCAAGGACUGAAGUUGCAUCCGUUGCACGAAGGAUUUCUCUGGUACUACCAUGCCAUUUGUAACGAGUGCAUGGGUCUAGCUGCGCACAACUUUUCAAGAAACAAAGUCCACUUCCUCGAACUGGCAAGAGACAGCCUUGACACCGCCUUGAGGGUUCUUCCAUUACCUUAUGCGACCUCUACACUUCAAAAUCAAAAGGAACACGAAGAGUCGCCUCUGGCUGCCAGAUCACCUACGAAAGCUGUGCACUACCGUCUGAACAUCCAUUCGCCACCAACACCAUGCGAUAAUACCUUGUCCCUUCCAGUCUCAAAUUCCAUUGACAGCAUGUACUCCGUCCAGACCUGCCCUUCCAAACCUCAAUAUGAUUCCAGUGGAGAAGAGACGGAGGAAGGAGAAGAUGAGGGAGGAGUACCAGCAGAGAUCCUUCCUCCACACCAGAGUCCUACCCCUACGACAUCGACAGCUUCAGAUCCAACCCACAAAGACCGUCUUCUCAAGAGUCUCAGUACAAUGCACACACUAACCGAAGAGCUCGUGCCAUCUCCACUAUUCAGCCGAUUGCGCAAGUCUGCCACCAUCUCUCAAGAACCCGAGCCCAGUGACUCGGGGUGUCAUGAUACUCGUGGAAGCACCUCGAAACCCUUACCACCAUUGCCUUUCAACCACAAAACAGACUUCCAAGUCCUCGGGACUCGAAUCGUCCAGAUUCCCAAAUCUACCCCUGUACGCAAGACCGCUGUGCAAACACUCAUCGCUCGCUAUGAUGGUCUCCUUCCAUUUCCACCGUCUCCCGUUUCCACCGACCCUCUCUGGUCGCCUUUCCCGAUCACCCCAAGAUACGAUAAGAUCAAGGAGGCCUUCAGCCUUGAUACGCACAAUCACCAUCUCGAAGCCUAUCUCUACUGUGCCGACCUCACUCACUACAACGCCAGCCUGUCCGAAUUCCGCCACCAGUUACGAAACCAGCUCACCUUCAUCAACACGCAGCUAAACCAAGUCCAUGCCGCGCAGGCAGAACAUGCCCAAUCGAAAGCCCUGACCCAGAACCGCCUAGCAAGCUUCUGGUCACUAGAUCCCGCCUCCCACUCGGCCCGCGACAUCUCUCGCUCGACAAGCGCGACGGGAGAGCGAGGACCACCGGAUCCAAGAGCCACUGCCAGGCAAGCACGGAUCGAGAAGCUGCGUCGCAAUGGGUGGGCGGUGUCGAAAGAAAGCCACGGCUUCAAGGGUGAGCAAUAUUACGAUGGACUGAGGAGGAUAGCAGAGCGCGAACUCGAAGCCCUCGACAGACUGCAUAAACGCCUGACCAGCGUGGAGCUGUGA
This is a messenger RNA of Exophiala bonariae, 1473 nucleotides long. RefSeq lists its product as uncharacterized. The record is from RefSeq and is a predicted model, not a curated record. Bases 1 to 1473 code for a protein of 490 amino acids. NCBI's taxonomy places the organism in Eukaryota, Fungi, Ascomycota, Eurotiomycetes, Chaetothyriales, Herpotrichiellaceae. The transcript is spliced from 2 exons.